Messenger RNA from Spirodela intermedia, 7924 nucleotides. The record is from the annotation of a GenBank genome assembly. NCBI's taxonomy places the organism in Eukaryota, Viridiplantae, Streptophyta, Magnoliopsida, Alismatales, Araceae.
AUGGCAAUGCUGGCGGCCUCGCGUCGACUUUCAUGCCGGUUGAACACGGGCACACCUACACUGCUCGUUGGAAUUCUUCAGUCGGCAUAUGGCAGAUCAAUAUCGACUGCGUUCCGGGAGGAAAAAGACACGUUCGGGCCGAUACGGGUGCCGUCUGACAGGUUAGUGGAGGAGUGAAUUUUAUUGCUAAAGCCUUGGCAAGGCGAGUAGCGAAAUAACCGAGGAAAAAGAGGAAGAGAUUGCUCAUACUAUGACGAUAAAACUUUUAAACUGUCUGUGCGGGACUUUAAGUUACUACAUGCUUUGAUAAUGAUUGGCAAAAGCAACAUUAUGGUUAACAAAAAAUUAGAACCUGCUGGAGAGUUCCCUGAUGCUCAGAGGGCUUUACUGUUUUAAAGCUGAUCUGAUAUGAUGCAAUGGCCUAAUCAAACUAUCUAAAGAUCACUUUGUUGUGCACUCACAAAAAAACAAAAAUGCUUCUGCAGAAAAAUUGAGUUCGUUCUCGCGUCCCUGUAAAAUUCACAGAACUCCCCUCUGAUGAAAGUUAAUUCUGACGAAAGUAACAUUUGUACUAGUGCAAAUCUAUCUUUUUUCGAUAGAUAGAUAGAGACAGAGACAGAUAGAGAGAUAGAGAUAGAGAUAGAUAGAUAGAUAGAUAGAUAGAUAGAUGGAUAGAUGGAUGGAUAGAGAGAGAGAGCGAGCGAGAGAGAGAGAGAGAGAGAGAGAGAGAUUUGGCUGUGAGAAUAGCAUUCGUUGUUUGUCUUUCUUGACGAAAUAAAAUGCCUGCUGUAUUAGCCCUUGGAGUAUUUUAUAGUAAUAUUCCCACAUAAUAACAUAGAUUGCCCACCUUAAAGUGCGCUGGAAUCAUUCAAAUGGACUUUUAUUUAAUGUUUCUCUUCUGAAACUCUGGAUCAAACGUAAAUCUGCCAUUAACCUGUGGAGUAGAGUAAUGAAAACGGUUAGAAUUUUAAAUAUGUUGAAGCCAGUAUAAUCAUGCAUUGAAUAACAAUCAAAACGCUGGAUAAUUAUUGAUUAUUGUCUAAUGGCCAACCUGUUUGGUAGAUCCCGCGCAUGGCUUUAACUUCUGGAUGUUCUCUCUAUCAAAGAAUCAAACCAAUCUUGAAUUCUUCCUUUUGUGUAACAAGCCUUUAUCAGCAACAGUCACUUAUUUCAGGAAAACGCUUCUUGAAUUAAAUAAGUGACUUCCAGCUACCCAUGUCAUAUAUAUUCUUAGGUUGUGGGGUGCUCAAACUCAAAGGUCACUGCAGAAUUUUGAUAUUGGUGGUGAACGUGAGCAGAUGCCUGAGCCAAUCAUUCGUGCCUUUGGUAUUCUCAAGAAAUGUGCUGCAAAGGUUUGGUCAAUGCUGAAACUUCUGAAAUAUUUCAUACUUGAUGGUGUGUCCCGUUUUAUUUUUCAGCCUAUUAAUUGACCUUGUCAUAUGCAAGUUAUUAAGCUAGUGCUGAAAAGGUAAGCUAGAUCCGCACCAAUGUAGGUUUGCUGAUUGGUGAGAAAGUUGUCAUCAUAUGUGGCUUGUUAUUGUGUUAACAGUCCUUGAAACCCAUGGGUGAUGCAGAGCAUGAUUCUCUCUCCCUUUUUCUCCAUCAGGUCGUUAGUGACCAGGGUAGUCAUGCGGAUCCACUCAAUCCUUUUGGUGGGCAUCUUUGAGCAUUGGGGGAUCGUCUUGCCAAUGUGCUCCUCCAAGAUCCAGCAGAUGCCUUACAUCAGGGCAUCGUUGUAGUUGGUAGGGUCUACCAAGAGGAGCUUCAUCACUUGACCCUCCAACUGGCAGGGGACCUCGGCUUAAAUGUCCUCUCUGUCAAAGCAGAACCUGAAUUUUUUUUCUGAGUCGGCAUGCUCCAAUUGCCGAGGGCUCUCCUUCUUUCAUUAAAUUUUUCAAGGGAGUAGAUACACGGAGAUUCUGCAGUGGUCGAAGGGGUUUUGAACCAAUGAGGUGGUUAAUCUUCUGAGAACUUGGGUUAAAAAAAACUGUUGGCUUUGUGGUUUGCCAUUGUCAACUGUGGAAUGGUAGGAUAUGUGUGUGUGUGUGUGUGUGUGUGUGUGUGUGUGUGUGUGAGAGAGAGAGAGAGAGAGAGAGAGAGAGAGAGAGGCACAUGGCCUUGCAAAGAAAAGCAUGCUUUGUAAGGCAAUUGACCCGGCACAGUUCAAGAGAACAAAUUAAACCUUUGAGGCUGGCGCAUUAAUGGCAACUCAUAAAAAGAGGAAGAAGGAGAGUUGGCAGAGAGGAAGGUUUCUAUUUGCUACCCUAUAGCCAUUCAUAUCUUUAUUUCAAGCAACAUUGACAGGUUAAUAAGAAAAAUUAAGUUAUGCAUGCGUGCUUUCAUGUGUUUGAGAUUUUCAAUUGAUCCAUAAACGAGAACCUUAUUGCCUGCCUGCCUAGGAUCUUGUGAGGUUCUGAGCAAUUUUAUUGUCUAGUUCUUCUGUGUACAGUUCUGGGACAAAUUUAGAGUCACCACCGAAAGAGGGGGAAAAUGGAUUGAAGGGAACAGCUUCUUGUAAUAGAUUUGGAGGCUUGAUUAUAUGGGUCAUGGGGAGAAACAGCGUUCUUAGGAGUGGUUCUCCCAAAAGCAUAGAAAUUGACUUCAUCUUGAAAUUAUGAGGAUCCAUCUCUUAUUCAAGGUCAUAUCUAAGAUAUUAGUCCACAGCCCUUUUCUCAUUUUUGGACCCACCAAUCUUCACGUCCUUUUUUUCUGCUUUAUUUAUUUCCUGUUUAUUUUUAAUUAUGAUGAGUUACCUCCUUGUGCAUAUAUAAACUUAAAACGAUCCCUUUAUUUUGGAAUGUGUUCCAGAAUUAACCUGCUUAUGCUGAUCUAAAUGAUGACGUUUAAAAGAGCCAUCUCAACAUGGAUAUUUCUUACUAAAUAUUCUGAUAUAUCUCAUUUACUUUAGCAUUUUUUAUUCAUGAUUUGGCACAAACUUUCACAGGUGAACAUGGAGUAUGGCCUGGAUCCACAUAUUGGAAAAGCCAUAAUUGAAGCUGCUCAAGAAGUAGCAGAAGGAAAACUCAAUGAUCAUUUUCCGCUUGUUAUAUGGCAAACAGGUAGUGGGACACAGAGCAACAUGAAUGCCAAUGAGGUUAGUCGUAUGAAUUCCUUCAUAGGUUAUCUGAAUGAUAGGACAAUUUUAUUACUUGCAAAAAAAUAUUUAAUUAUUUCCUUUUCUUGGUAGAAUUAUAGUAAGACUUCCCUGUCUCAUCAAUUGAGGUUUCCAGGAUGCGUCAUUUUUUCCUCGUUGACUAAUAAGAUGCCUCUUGUGAUUAUUAUCUUGCUUGAGAAAUAUAUUCAUAUGCUACUGAAUCGGAUGAGUAAACAUUAUAAGGUUACUCUGGGUAUUUAUCAGUAAAGAUUUAAAUCUGGCACUUUUACUAUAGUCUUUUUAUGAAUACAUAUCUAACAGGAAGAAAGGAUAUUGUGACUUGUCGUGCUCUUUAUUUGUUAGUAUUGACAUGAUCCAUCUACUUUUUGUCUUCCUUCAAAACUUCCAUAUUUUAUGUAGGUUAUUGCCAAUAGGGCAGCUGAGAUUCUUGGGCACAAACGUGGUGACAAGUUUGUGCAUCCAAAUGAUCACGUCAACCGUUCACAGUCUUCAAAUGAUACAUUUCCUACGGUAGGUCUUGUAUUGCCCUAAUCUCUUCUCCUAAUUCUGUUUGAAAGGGCAGAUGAGAAGAGGCUGGUGUGUUGCUACUCAUGGAGAGCAUCAUGGGCCGCUCAUGAUGGCGCAGUAUAGUUGCUUGAUAACCAAUGGCAUUUUUUUGGCUUUGUGCAGGUAAUGCAUAUUGCAGCUGCAUUAGAGAUAGACAAGAUACUCAUCCCAGCUUUAUCAGGAUUACACUCUACCCUGCAUGGAAAGGUGGAUCAUCUUCAUCUUCCUCUAAUCAUAUUAAGAAUAUUAUUCCUUUCAUUAAGUGGUCCGAAAUUCAAGACCUCUGUUUCAUCUUUUCGCUCAUUCUAUGAGAGAGCGUCAAAAUGGUUUACCUGUAGGGCGUGAAGAUACACAAAGGCAGGUAGAUAAGAUCAAAUGAGUUCACAUGCAAGACGAAACUAAAUGAUUUCGUGACCAUUUUUUGUGUACUAUUAACGAUUUUCCACGCCAGUGGAUCUGGUUAAAUCUAACUUUUAUUUUUUUCAGUCACAUGAGUUCCAAGAGAUUAUCAAGAUAGGCCGCACACAUACGCAAGAUGCCACCCCCUUGACUCUUGGGCAAGAGUUUGGUGGCUAUUGCACACAGGUUUUUCUUUCCUAUUUCAUUUUGUUCGAUUGUUUUUUCAUAUCACUCCAUAACUGAGGCGUCACGGCCAAUGCAAUUGAUGAACUCAUACCCAAUGAUUCUAGGGCUUUUUGGCUGUAGGUCCAAUAUGGAAUAAGAAGAGUACUGGAUACUUUGCCUCGCUUAUAUCAGGUAAGUCUACAGUUUACUUAUAUACAUCGAAAACUCUAGGUCAGUACUUUGUUUUAAUUUGAUGCCUUUGUCUAUGAAACAGCUUGCCCAGGGUGGAACUGCUGUUGGAACUGGUUUGAACACUAAGAAAGGGUAUGAUUACAUUAAAUUCAUUUUACUACAGGUCUGUUAAUUUCCCUGGUCUAUGAUGCAUCCAGAUUUGGUUGUCUUGGCGUUCAUCCCUACUUGGAAGGCCACACAUAAAAUUCUAAUCUUUCUGAUCAAUAUAAGUUUAAUUAAAACCUAAUUUAUAACUUUCGAUUUGAAUGCAUUCUACUUUAUAAAAAUUGUUCCAUCUGCUACUAAUAAUACAUGAUCAUCAUUCACUUGUCAUUUUUCCCUACAUCUACCAAGACUUAAGUAACCUGGGUUUGGAGACUCGUGCAAUUGAACUCAUCUGACCUUAUGAUAUCAAUUGAAUCAUAAAUUUUGGAGAAGACCAGUAUAGUGAAUUCUGUUGUUCUUUCUUAGUUAUAUCAAAUCGUUGUCUUGUUUUGAUACAUUUUCUAUGAUGUCAGGUUUGAUGUCAAAAUUGCUGCUGCGGUGGCUGAGGAAACAGAACUACCAUUUGUCACAGCAGAAAACAAGUUUGAAGCAUUGGUUAGCUCUCUCUCUCUCUCUCUCUCUCUCUCUCUCCCCCCCCCCUCUUGUCCCUCUCUCUCUUCCUCUCUCUCUCUUCCUGCACGCACACACAUAUACUGUCUGAAAAAUGAAUCGUAACUCAUUGAAGCAUUUGUUGUUCUUUCUUCACGAUCUUCAGUACCUAUUACUCACAACAAUCGUUUUAUAUAUAGCAUAAAUCCUUGUUUAUCAUGUGACCUGUCCAGGCUGCACAUGACGCUUUCAUUGAAACUAGUGGAGCGUUGAAUACUGUCUCUGCUUCUUUAAUGAAGAUUGCGAAUGACAUACGGCUUCUAGGAAGGUACGUGUUUCUAAUUUGAAUGUGGUACCCAGGAAUUAGGAUCAGUUUAAACCUUACUUGAUUUUUUAUUUUAUUUUAGUGGUCCACGCUGUGGACUUGGUGAGCUUAUUCUCCCUGAAAAUGAGCCAGGCAGCAGUAUCAUGCCGGUAAGUUCAUUGUACUAGAUUUAGUAUGUAUUUCUUUUUCUUUUUAAGGUUCCAGCCCAUAGUUCUGAUACUUGACCUGUCAAUUUGAAGCUUUAUGAUUCUGGGUUCAUAGCCAUAGCAAUAAUUGCCGUAAAAUAUCUAUAGCUUUGUAGGAGGCAGUUGGAUUUUCUUCUAAUUUAUAUCUUUUUUCAGGGGAAAGUUAACCCAACGCAGUGUGAAGCUCUCACAAUGGUUUGUGCCCAGGUAAUAUUUAGUAUCCAUCUUCUGAGUCACAUGAAAGGUUUGGAGGCUCCAAAACGUUGCAACAAAUUCCUUGGAGUAAGGAGGAAAUUUAUGUAUUACUCAUAUCCGGUUGAUGAAUUCUAUCUUUCCUGCUUGUCAAAUAUUUGCAAACUUUCUAGGAGAAAGUAGGAAAUGAUGUGAUGUACGUGUAAUUGAGAACUCUGUAACUUGCAAUCAAGCAACAUUCACGAAGAAUGAUAUUUCAAAUUAAUAUUAUGUCUAAAUAGUAAUUCUAGUGGAGGGGUUUGGUUAAAAUCUCAGUCAGUGACCGACAUUGAAUUUCACAUCAAAGUCAUCUGAAAUAAAACUUGCAGCAGAUUCUCAACUUCUGAUUUAGGCCUUUUGAUGAACUGAUUAGAUCAAUUAGUGGGCAACACUGAUCUUAAUAAAAUAGUGAGAACUUGAUUCUCCAUGACUUAGAAAAAAUAUCAGGUGAUACGUUGCCCCCUUUCAAGGAAUUUCGUCAUUUUCCUGAAGGCAAACUAGUAGCUCUGGCACCUUGCUGCUGUGUUCCACAUGUCUACAAAUAGGAAACGCAUCUUCUAUGCAGAUGUGUGGAAGAAUUCUAUUUUCUCUCCAUUAGAUGACGUAUAUGCUUGGUAUCGGCGUAGUGUUAAGAGCUGCCGUCAUUUUCUACCUCUCUCUGCAUCUUGUGUAUGACUAGAAUGCAUACGACCAAAUUGGAGCCCUUGAGGAGGGGAGCUAAGAUUUCCUGGAGUAUGGCUCAGAAUACAUUAUCCUGGAAGAUACUGGUUCUCUCGUUUCCCUCUGCAUGAACGUUCUUCCAAAGUGGUCAACAAAUCUCCACUGCACGUGCAUCAAACAGAAAUGCCUGAUAUUUACCUCUUAUUUUCGUAAAUAUACUGAUAGAUUUGCAACCCGCAGGUCAUGGGUAAUCAUGUGGCGAUUACUAUUGGUGGAUCAAAUGGGCAUUUCGAACUGAAUGUCUACAAGCCACUCAUUGCGAGUAAUUUGAUCCGAGUAAGUUUUCUACUGAUUACAGAAGAUUGAACCGGUGCUGAAACCGUCAUUUUCUGCAGAAUAUCAUCCUCUUGGUUGCAUGUAUCCAUAUUGAUGCAUCUUUCGGUUUCCUGCAGUCAGUGAGGCUGCUUGGGGAUGCUUCAUCAUCCUUUGAGAAGAACUGUGUGCGUGGAAUUCAAGCUAAUUGUCAAAGGAUUUCAAAGUUGUUGAAUGAGGUAUAAUCUAGAGCAUUAUUGUUCAUUGUUCCCUUGUUCACUAUUUUCGGACUAAUUGAUUGGUCUCUUGUGCUUCACUCCUAAAUCCCCUCUCUCACAGUCCCUCAUGCUUGUGACAUCGUUGAACCCCGUAAGUUUCCGGAAAAUUUUGGUUCUCCUUGGCCUCCAGAUUGGUAUUUGUAUUAAAUCUCGCGACAAGCUCUUAUGACUGUUAAAUUACUGCAGAAAAUCGGCUACGACAAGGCUGCUGCGGUGGCUAAGAAAGCGCAUAAAGAGGGUACUACCCUGAAGGUACUCUCUCUCUCUAUCCUAGUUCAUACAUCUAUAAAGUUUGAAAGCUAAGCACGACGAGGUAGCCAAGGGAACGGUGCUGCUGUUCGUUUUAUCCAUUAAUUAAACUUAAAUCAUAUUUUUACUUUAAUUAAUUAUCAGUUAAAAAAUGCAUGGUUAAUGCAGCUCCUGGAAAAUCCAUGGAGCAAGUGUUCUACCUGUUAAAGGGAUUUUAGUAUAUGAUCCUCCCCUCAGUUAUGUCAUCUGUCUUCUAUAAAUCAUCAGUUUUGCUCACAUAUCCAUUUUACUCAAUCGAUCCUGUUUAGCCCUAUAAACCCAGAGAUGUAGAUAACGUGAUUAAUUUGAAAACCUUUCCGGAAAUGAUACUAGGAAUCCAAGUCAACCUUCCCUUUAAACCCGGAAGAACAAACCAUGAACAAUAACGAAAAUUUCCUGGUCCACUCCCCCCCUGGCGGAAAAAAAAAAGUUUAUGUGGGAUCUCUUCUGUGGUAUAACCCACCCAAUUAUUUAUUUAUUUUUCACAAAAUUUGUCUUUUAAUUGCAGGAUGCUGCUCUGGGCCUUGAAGUCCUCACUGCUCAAGAGUUCGACGAACUUGUGGUCCCAGAGAAGAUGAUCGGCCCCUCUGACUGA